Molecule: messenger RNA, 1458 nt
Organism: Loxodonta africana (African savanna elephant)
Lineage: Eukaryota; Metazoa; Chordata; Mammalia; Proboscidea; Elephantidae
Gene: PSME3
Product: proteasome activator subunit 3
Exons: 11
Coding region: 530-1294 (254 amino acids)
Biological process (GO): positive regulation of endopeptidase activity; regulation of proteasomal protein catabolic process; regulation of G1/S transition of mitotic cell cycle
Cellular component (GO): nucleoplasm; proteasome activator complex; cytoplasm
Molecular function (GO): endopeptidase activator activity
Source: RefSeq, a predicted model, not a curated record
CUCUGGUCUGCGGGGCGGCACCAGCUCCGGAGUUCCCUUCCGCGAAGGCGAGUUCCAGGCCAACUGAGGACCAAACAGUUCUUGAGCCUCUAAGAGGCUCGGUUCUCAGUACACAACCCUCCGCCGUCCUCCCUCUUACUUCACCUUUACAGGUAAGGGAGCCCGUCAGAGCGCGCAACAGACCGAGAAAUAUGAGCUCCGCCCUUGGGCGCCCAAAACCGAACCCCAGCGCGGCUGCGCAGGGCACGUGUGUGUCCUCGCUGGAGUCCCGGCGAUUGGCUGUGACGUAACUUCCGGUGUGAGCGGCGAAAGCCGGGAGGGCGAGCGAGAAAGAGAGCAAGCAGCAGGCUGCAGGCAGGCAGGCGGGCAGGCGGGAGGACGGCACGGAGGGAGCAAGCGAGCAGUAAGUGAGCCGGCGAGGUCAUCGGCGUCCCGAGGACAGCAAAGAUUCCCCCCGCCUUUCUGGCCCCCUCUCCGGAGCCCACAGCGCCUCCGGUUUACAGCGGAGCGGACACGGCCCGGCCCGGCCAUGGCCUCGUUGUUGAAGGUGGAUCAGGAAGUGAAGCUCAAGGUUGAUUCUUUCAGAGAGCGGAUCACAAGUGAGGCAGAAGACUUGGUGGCAAAUUUUUUCCCAAAGAAGUUGUUAGAACUUGAUAGUUUUUUGAAGGAACCAAUCCUAAACAUCCAUGACCUAACUCAGAUCCACUCAGACAUGAACCUCCCGGUCCCUGAUCCCAUUCUUCUCACCAAUAGCCACGAUGGCCUGGACGGUCCCACUUAUAAGAAGCGAAGGCUGGAUGAGUGUGAAGAGGCCUUCCAAGGAACCAAGGUAUUUGUGAUGCCCAAUGGGAUGCUGAAAAGUAACCAGCAGCUGGUGGACAUUAUUGAGAAAGUGAAACCUGAGAUCCGACUACUGAUCGAGAAAUGCAACACGGUCAAAAUGUGGGUACAGCUCCUGAUUCCCAGGAUAGAAGAUGGGAACAACUUUGGGGUAUCCAUUCAGGAAGAGACAGUUGCAGAACUAAGGACUGUUGAGAGUGAAGCUGCCUCUUAUCUGGACCAGAUUUCUAGAUAUUAUAUUACAAGAGCCAAAUUGGUUUCUAAAAUAGCUAAAUAUCCCCAUGUGGAGGACUAUCGCCGCACCGUGACAGAGAUUGAUGAGAAAGAGUAUAUCAGUCUUCGGCUCAUCAUAUCAGAGCUAAGGAAUCAAUAUGUCACUCUACAUGACAUGAUACUGAAAAAUAUCGAGAAGAUCAAACGGCCCCGGAGCAGCAAUGCAGAGACACUAUACUGAGGCCAGGGCCAGGGCCAGGGCCAGGGGACUCUGUGAGUCUGGCUCAAGACCGACAUUGCCUUGGUUUGUUACAUGACUAUCGUGAUGGGAAACUGGCUGGAAAUCAUAAUCACACCGCUCUGUUUUUAGUUAGAGUCUAAUGAAACUCUCAUCUAGUUCUGUGA